This is a messenger RNA of Rhipicephalus sanguineus (brown dog tick), 3458 nucleotides long. RefSeq names its product vacuolar protein sorting-associated protein 18 homolog (gene dor). The record is from RefSeq and is a predicted model, not a curated record. Gene Ontology annotation, cellular component: HOPS complex; endosome. Bases 326 to 3325 code for a protein of 999 amino acids. Gene Ontology annotation, biological process: endosome organization; organelle fusion; endosome to lysosome transport. NCBI's taxonomy places the organism in Eukaryota, Metazoa, Arthropoda, Arachnida, Ixodida, Ixodidae. The transcript has 27 exons. Gene Ontology annotation, molecular function: protein-macromolecule adaptor activity; protein binding.
GCCGCCUCCAUGGUCAACAUGCAAUCGUUUGUUUACAAUUCAUGCUAAUCUUUCGUAACGCCGUGUUUACGCACAUAAAUCGGCUCUGCAUUUGCUUCGUUGGACCGUGUACGUAAAUACAUGGACACGUUUUGACGCGCGAACGCUCUUUCGUUUACGAAAGUCUUGUAUGCAACGCACGAUGAUAGGCAGUACCACAUAAAACGCCCCCCGCCCUGUGUCGGGGUCUCGGCCCUGAAGGUUUAGCAGGUUCGGGCGCUUGAGCCUGCUCGUCAGUACUGCUGAUUUCCAGCCGCUGAUACAGGGGCGCUCAGUGCUUGAGAAGAUGGCGUCCUUGUUUGAUCAGUACGAAGAAGUGACCUCGCAGUCGGCCGGUUAUCUAGGCUCUGCCAGCCGGACUGCGUUUCCUGAGCUGACGACGGGUUACAUCAAUGCCUCGCUCGAAAUGGAAGCGCCGAUCUUCAAGAAGACCAGGAUAACAUUCACGCCCCCGCAUCCAAUCACGCACCUGGUCGUCAGCAACCAGAUCCUGGUGCUUGCUAUGGCCAACAAGUGCCUGCUUCGCAUCCCCAUCACAAAUCCAAACUCUCCACACGAGGUCGACCUGAUCCGGUCGCUCGGUGACAAGGGCAACGCGGCCAAGAUCUACCAGCUCUUCCUGGACCCCCUGGGUCGACAUCUGUUGGUCAGCGUGGUUCACUCGGACGGCGAGACCUUCUUCGACAACUGCUACCUCCACCAGAAUGCGCCAAAGGCCCAAUCACUCGCCAAGCUCAAGGGACAUGUUAUCAGUGCUGUCGGCUGGAACUACGAAAACCCUCCUGAAAGCAAUUCAACGAGCUUUAUUCUUGUUGGCACAACCAAAGGCAUAAUUUUCGAGACUGAGCUGGCUGCCACGGACGACCGCUUCUUCUUGCAGGGCUCGCCAGAGCGAUACUGCAAGCUGGUGUUCCAGCUGAGUCAAGACUUGAGCAUAGGGCCAAUAAUGGGGCUCGAGGUGCGGCGCUUUGUCCCGCGCAGUAUGGACCAGCGGUGCUUCAUCAUCGCCACGACUCCGAGACGGAUCUACCAGUUCGUUGGCACCAGCGCUCCCUCCGGCGAACAACCGGUGCUCCUGAGGGUGUUCAAUGUCACCGACAACGUCCUCGACCGAUGCAAGGAAAUCCCGAGCGAUCUGAAGUACAGUUGCCUGCAGCUGUUCAGCUCAUGCCCGGCAGAACCGGCCAAAAAGUUUGCCAUGAUGCUGGAGCCUGGCGUGUACUUUGGUGACAUCCUGCUGCCAGCCAUCGACUCCGACUCCAAGGUCGUCCUCUUCAAUGCCAAGCUCUUGGAAUACGGGGACGAAGACGCUCAGCGGAAGAUGUUGAGGAAGCCCCUCUCCAUGGCGCUGACAGAGUUCCACACGCUGGUCUUGUUCAAUGACAGACUGAGAGCCUACUGUUUGCUGAAUGAGGAACUGGUAUUUGAAGACGUCUUUCCUGAGAUGUACGGCCGUGCGGUUGGCUUGGCCAGGGAUCCAGUUCAAGGCAGGGUUUGGGCCUUCUCCGAACUGGCCGUUUAUCGUUACACGAUCACUAAUGAAGACAGGAAUGUCUGGGAAGUGUACCUGAAGAAUUGCCAGUACGACCUUGCCAAGAAACACUGCAAGGGAGACCCCCAAAAGCUGGACCAGGUUCUCACGAAACACGCCGAAGAUCUCUUCAAAAAGAAGGAGUACGUGAAGAGCGCAGAGCUGUACGCGCAGACACGCGCCUCGUUCGAAGAGGUGUCGCUCAAGUUCCUGCAGUGCGCGGAGGAAGACAACGAGGACUCGCUGCGCCGCUUCCUGCUGCAGAAGCUCAAGGGGCUGCGGCCCUCCGACAAGACGCAGACGACGGUGAUCACCUUCUGGCUCGUCGAGCUGUUCCUCAACCGGCUCGGCACACUGCGCACGGCAGGCCGGCAGAACGAGGGCACCUACCUCAACCUUGCCGCGGAGUUCCGCGGACUCCUGGAAGAACCCAAAGUGGCGGAAUGCGUGAGCAACAAUCGCAGUGCUGUCUACAAGCUCAUUGCCAAGCACGGUGAAGAGAACAUCCUCAUCGACUUUGCCAACAUCAUGAAAGACUUUGAGCGCGUGAUCCAGUACCACAUUCAGAACAAGAACUACAUGGCCGCCCUCGAAGUUCUCACGAGACAGAACAAUCCAGAACUGGUGUACCAGUUCUCGCCGACACUGAUGCAGAGCAUCCCGCAGAAAACAGUGGACAUGUGGAUCGCGCAGGAGAAGCGGCUCGAUCCAGCUCGACUCAUCCCCGCCUUGGUCCAGUACGACAACAUCAAGGACCGAUCACAGGGUUGCGAGGCGAUCCGCUACCUCGAGUUCUGUGUCUACAAGCUGGGCAGCCGGGACGAGGCCAUCCACAACUACCUGCUUGCCCUGUACGCUCGGCUGGAUGAGAACAACCUCAUGUGUUACCUCCACCGCGAGGGCCAAGACAAGACCACCGUGCCCUACGACCUGAAGUACGCCCUGCGCGUCUGCUCCGAGCUGCGCCUGACAAGGGCCUGCGUCCACAUCUACUCCACCAUGGAGCUCUACGAGGAAGCCGUGGACCUUGCGCUCGAGGUGGACAUUGACCUUGCAAAGCUGAACGCUGACAAGCCAGAGAAUAACGAGGAGCUGCGCAAGAAACUCUGGCUCAAGAUUGCCCAGCACGUGGUGACGGAGCAGAAGGACAUCAAGCGCGCCAUGGAGUUCCUGCAGGAGUGCGACCUCAUCAAAAUCGAGGACAUCCUGCCCUUCUUCGACGAGUUUGUGCGCAUCGACCACUUCAAGGAGGCCAUCUGCGCCUCGCUCGAGGAGUACAACGACCACAUCGAGGGACUCAAGGCCGAGAUGGAGGAGGCCACCCGCAGCGCCAAGGAGAUCCGCGCCGAGAUACAGGUGUUUCGCAACAGGUACGCCGUGGCGCAGUCAGACGCAAAGUGUGCCCUGUGUGAGUACGCCGUGAUGAACCAGGCGUUCUACUUGUUCCCGUGCGGGCACAUGUUUCAUGGCGACUGCCUUUCAUCGGAGGUUCAGCAACACUCGCUCCCAACGAAGGCAAGCCGCAUCGAGGACAUCCACAGGCAGCUGGCGAUGCUCGGCAGCCGCGACGACAGCGCCUCCUUGUCCUCCGCGGCAGGCUUGCCAUCGCUGACGACGCGGGAGAAGCUCAUGAAUGAACUGGACGACCUCAUCGCAUCCGAGUGUUUGUUCUGCGGAGAAGUAGCAAUAAGGUCUGUGGACGAGCCGUUCAUCGAUCCUGAGGAGUACGAACAAGUGAUGAAUGACUGGCGGUGACGGCCGGAUAUUCCGGGUGCACAAGAACAGAACUAAGAGAAGACGUGUAGUUUAUCAUGUUGUAUAUACAUUAAGGCAAAACAUAAACAGUGUGCUGGUUCGUAAGCUGAUUAUAUAUAUAAUAAAGCGUCUA